Messenger RNA from Selaginella moellendorffii, 475 nucleotides. RefSeq names its product vesicle transport protein SFT2B-like. Bases 1 to 462 code for a protein of 153 amino acids. Gene Ontology annotation, cellular component: membrane. Gene Ontology annotation, biological process: vesicle-mediated transport. The record is from RefSeq and is a predicted model, not a curated record. Lineage: Eukaryota; Viridiplantae; Streptophyta; Lycopodiopsida; Selaginellales; Selaginellaceae. The transcript is spliced from 4 exons.
AUGGACAGGGUGAACAGCGCCGUGGGAAGCCUGCGGAAUUUCGUCGGCUGGAUCUCCGAUGGCGAGCUGCCAGAACCCUCCGGCCUACAAAGUUCGCAGUCACUUACACUGUGUCUCAUUGGGAAGGUAACGACUCCUUCCUCAUUCAAUCGAUCGAUUGAGCUUGGUGUUAAUUGUUCCAGCACAGGAUUUCUAAUCGGGCCGAAGAAGCAAUUCAACAUGAUGUUUGAUCCCGUUCGCAUCCUGUCAACCAUCAUCUACCUCUUCAGUAUCUUCCCAGCCCUCUUCUAUGCUCUUCACGUAACAACAGCAGCAACAACGCUGUUGGCCAUCCUCAUCGAAGCUUGUGCUUUGCUCUGGUACAGCCUCAGCUACAAUCCCUUCGCUCAAUCUGCAGCAAGACGAUGGCUUUCCAAACCUUUUGAUAUAUUUAGGGCUCCUGAUGCGGUCUGCCAAUUUUGAAUUGUAGAAAUAA